Molecule: messenger RNA, 1045 nt
Organism: Acromyrmex echinatior (Panamanian leafcutter ant)
Lineage: Eukaryota; Metazoa; Arthropoda; Insecta; Hymenoptera; Formicidae
Source: RefSeq, a predicted model, not a curated record
AUGAAAAACGACUUAUCGAAAGUAAAAUCUGUUGUAAAUUUAAUCGGCAAUAGAUCCUUAGAAGGCUUGGUGAAAAAGAAGAAAGUGCUUGUUAUCCCCGCCACUGAACCUACUAAGGUGGUGUCACAAAGUGAGCAGAUUCUUGUCGUUCCCGUGGCGAAUUUAGAGGAUGUACGGAAAAAUAUAACAGAAACUGUGAAUGCAAAAACUGAUGUAGAUGGUUUAAUAUCUACAGAUGUUCAAUUUUUUACUGAAAAUGGUGAAAAUGGAUACAUAAACUCGGAAAGUAAAGAUCUUUCGUCUUAUGCAUCGCAGCACGACGAUUUAUACGAAGCAUCAACCGAGACAUUUAAAAGUACGCGGAAGCCGUUCCUUAUCGAUAACAUAUCUCAAGAAAUUCCAUAUUUUAUGCCAAACCCGAGCCAGGAAAUAAUGCCCUCAGAACAUCCACCACUCACAAUAUCGGUACCAAUCAUCGCGUUCCUCGAACCCGCAAAAAUUUCUGAUGAUAAAGUUGACGUGCCAAUCGCGGCAAUAUUACCAAUGCAAGAUGAAAUUUCAAAAUUGAAGAACAGCCAUGACGAAGUUCAACAAAAUGUUCAAAAUUACGAUGAUGAAAGUUCGUGGAGCGUGGAUCCUAAUAAUUGGCGACUUGAUCUAUCCUCUUCGGAGAUGGGAAUGUCACCUUCACUGUAUGAGUCGAGUACAAAACAGAUCAAGUACACGAAUGAUAUUAAUUCCAAAAAUUCGUUGCCUGCUAAAAUGUCUCGUGUUGAUAUUACACCACUCUUUUGGACUUCGGAUGCGGACAUUAACUAUCCCAAAGAUCCACACGAUAUGGAAGUCGCCGCAAAUAUUGUUUUUAGACCAUUCUUCAAAUAUCGACAAGAAAUGCAGCAGAGAUCUUAUAGAAAUCCGACUUAUCGAAGAUACAAUUCUUACAAUUCUUAUCCGAGACGAAAUUAUCGAUACAGACCCUGAUAAUUCCAAUGAUUAUUAUUAGUAUUUUAACGGUAGUGAACGUUCUUUAAUUAAAACAAUUUAU